Molecule: messenger RNA, 3057 nt
Organism: Ectocarpus sp. CCAP 1310/34
Lineage: Eukaryota; Phaeophyceae; Ectocarpales; Ectocarpaceae
Source: the annotation of a GenBank genome assembly
AUGACCUACGUGACGCCGUGCAGGGGGAUCAUGUCCCUGUCCAACCCCUUAUCCCAUGGGUUGUUGAAGGACCUUGGCAAACUCUCGGAGUUGAAACUACGAGGACUGAUUCUUGACCGUCACUUCGAGACGAUAAAGGCACAUACGGGUGUCUUCAACGAAGAAGAGUGGAUCACGCAGAUUGAUGGAGAGGCCCAGGGUAUUACCAGCAGCACCCGUCCGCCAUUUUUAACGCCACAAGAUGCGGGCGGCGCGAUCACGCAGAUUGAUGGAGAGGCCCAGGGUAUUACCAGCAGCACCCGUCCGUCGUUUUUAACGCCACAAGAUGCGGGCGGCGCGCGAGGUGCACCGUCUUCGCACCCACCGCCUGCUACUGCUGCGGCUGCCGGGAAGAGAAAGGUCGCAGAUCGGGGGAAGCAAGCCAGGGAUCGAGCUGCCCAAGGUGUUCUAGGUGGCAACAUCAUCAACGCAUUCGCUCGUGGCAGCGGAAAACCGAUUGAGCAGACUCGCGGUGGUGUCACAGAGCAUGUGUCCGGUAUCAACUUCCCACCUCCGGCCCCGGAGCGGCGCCUACCGUGCCCUCACUGUCCCAUGACCUUCGCGAACGAGCAAGGACUUGGGAUCCACGUGAAAACACAGCACAGCAAUGCAAACAUGUCCAACGGCUUGCGGCUGCAGCGGAUGCUAGGGAAGACUCCCAAAGGGUAUGUUCAGCCGUGGGGAGAAGCCGGGCCUGGACGUUGUUGGCACGUGAAGGUCGAUGGUGCGACGGGGGCGGCUUCGUUCGUCCUCCAACGGAAGCGCUUCCGCGAUCUCGACUUGGAAAGCGACGGCUUUACGGACCGCAAAGUCAAGGAGACUCGUGGAGCUGUGAAGCGCAAGCGAUACGAUUCAGACCUCUUCAAGGAGGAGCAGCUCACGCCUCUCCAGUACUUAGAGGACCGUCUCAAGGUUAACUACAGCCUGAUCGUGAAGUGGGCUCAGGACGAGGCCAAUAUAGUCCAAUCGGCAGCAGAUGACGUGAAGAAGACCCUCCUUGCCAAACAGCAGCCAAAGCGGUGGUUUCCUGAGGAAGAGAAGAAGCUGUACAAUAUGUUCUUGGCGCGGCGGAGGAGGAAGCUGAAGGUGUCGACCCUGUGGCUGACGGUCACGUUCCGGAAGCUCGUGCAAGAGAAUCACCCUGAGGACCAACGGGCGGCGGCGUUCAGCGCGUCCUUCAGGUGGGCACGAAAAUGGGCAAAGAGGCAUAAGCUGUCCAAACGGCGCAGGAGCAACCUCAAGAACAAGUCUGUUGAAGAGCGCCUACCAAAGAUCCAGCGCUUCCACCGGCGGUUUCGCAAGCUCCUGCAAGAGCCGGUACGGUACAGGGCACCCGAGGCAUCGGACGUGUCGGCGAUGUCGACGGUCGCGGAGGGAGAGUCCAGAGAUCCCAAGUACGGUCAGUUCCAGCUCUGGGAGCGUUGGAAUGUGGAUCAAGUGCCUUUGCCAUUCGUGAACGGGCUGAUCAGCACGUGGGAGAAGACAGGCGCGUUGCGUGUAGCCAUCUCGCAGCCCUUUGCUGGCCUAGAGAAAAGGCAGUGCACCAUGCAAGUCAUCUUUGGUCCGGGUGAGAAGACUAUGCGGAUUUCGGUGAUUUUCCGAGGCCAGGGGAAGCGGAUUUCGCCGGUGGAGAAAGCCGCGUACCACAAGGACGUGGACGUGUUUUUCCAGGAGAAUGCGUGGGCGGACCAAAAGUUCUGCAUGGAGUGGGCCAAGAGGUCGUACCGCGAAGGCCUGAUCCGCGGGCGGGGUGAGCUCCCCAAGGCGAGGUCCAUUCUGAUAAUGGACAACUUGCACGCGCAGACCACGGACGAGUUCAAGGGGUAUCUUGCGAAGCAGUGCAACACUAUCGCCUGGCUUGGCCCUGCGGAGUGCACGGACGAGGUGCAGCCAGUUGAUGCAGGAGCCGGACGAUUUCUCAAGGUGGAAGUUGGUAACGAGAUGGACAAGUGGCUCGAUCAGUCGGACAACAUCGAGAGGUGGGAAACCGCGUCGCUGACAGCAUCUGACCGGCGCGUACUGAUCACUCAAUGGACGGGAGCGGCCAUGGCAAAACUCAACAGCAAUCAGGGGUACCGACACCGCCUUUUCGAAAAGUGCGGGAUGGCGAUGACCGUGGACGGCUCAGGCGAUGAUCGAAUCACCUUGGAGGGUUUGGACCAGCCGUACACCUUCGCAAACGAUGAAGACUCCAGCGAGAACGAAGGAGGUUCGGAGGACGGCAGCGAUGGGCCCGAGGGGCGGGAGGAGGAGGGCGCCGGAAGGCGCGAGCCGGUCGUCGGGGAUGAGCGCAACGGUGCCAACAGCGGGGAGGGCAUGGAGGGCGCUGGAUACAGCGAUGAAGACGACGACAACAUGUCUCAAUCCCAGACCGACGAGCUAGCUCUUUUGGACGAGGACGACAGCAUGGACCCAGACGACCCGGAGGACGAGACGCAGGGAAUGGAGAUCCCGGCGGGCUUUCGCCUUCAAGAAUCUACCCCCGCUGCUCUUGACAGAUUUCUUUUGCAACGUGGGGUGCUUGUUCGGCUGGGCAUGGGGUGGUUCGGUGGGUUGAUCAUUCAGCAAUCUCCGCAGCGCCACCUUUACGAUUACUGUGUGCAGCUGGAAGUAGACCACAGUACGCGCAAUACGAAGCUGCCCUUCGACAAGUACAGCGGAGAUCCGGACGCGGCGGUAGGCUCAUGGGUUUUGCUUGAGAGCGUCAGUAGGGCGGGAAGGGUACGCACCCCCAACGUCACUCUUGUGGACCAAGACGGUUGACAGUUGCCCCAUGGGGGGGUGUUUGCGGGUAUGAAACUCUGCGUCGAGUGCAGUUGAGUAGUGCACCAAUUGAGCAAUCGAUGAUGAAAUAAGAACAAGAACACCGUUUCUGGAGACAACUGGACGACGAAAUAAGAACCUGGCAAAUAAGAACUUGUGCUCGGCUUGGGGCAGCCAACAAGAAGCGAGCCUCGCUCCAAAUAAGAGGUUCUUAAGUGCGGGCCGGUUCUGUAUCUUGGCAUGUCAGGAAUGGUA